Messenger RNA from Anisakis simplex (herring worm), 238 nucleotides. The record is from the annotation of a GenBank genome assembly. NCBI's taxonomy places the organism in Eukaryota, Metazoa, Nematoda, Chromadorea, Rhabditida, Anisakidae.
UUUGAUUACUUCUCACGUGUUGUACCUCCAGACAAUCUUCAAGCGACAGCAAUGGCACACUUGGUUGGUGAUACAGCUAUUGCGUUGCAUUUACAAGUUGCAACUCUGGAGACAAUCUUUUGCACUGAAUUCGAUGAAUUUCCUGAAUGAGAACAGUUUUGAUAGCGGCAGCAGAACGUUUCAGUCCGGAGAAUUGACAGUAACCAAAGGGCCGGAAGAGACAACACAACAUUUUUAA